This is a messenger RNA of Gambusia affinis (western mosquitofish), 6773 nucleotides long. It is a transcript of the gene grm5a, whose product is annotated as glutamate receptor, metabotropic 5a. The record is from RefSeq and is a predicted model, not a curated record. Gene Ontology annotation, biological process: trans-synaptic signaling by endocannabinoid, modulating synaptic transmission; regulation of synaptic transmission, glutamatergic; G protein-coupled glutamate receptor signaling pathway. The coding region runs from base 314 to 3889 and encodes 1191 amino acids. Lineage: Eukaryota; Metazoa; Chordata; Actinopteri; Cyprinodontiformes; Poeciliidae. Gene Ontology annotation, cellular component: postsynaptic density membrane. The transcript is spliced from 18 exons. Gene Ontology annotation, molecular function: G protein-coupled receptor activity involved in regulation of postsynaptic membrane potential; adenylate cyclase inhibiting G protein-coupled glutamate receptor activity.
GAGGAGAUGGAGGAGGAACGGAGGAGGGAGGAGAGGAGUAGGAGAGAAGGAGGGGGCUUGUCUUGUGCGUCAGUAAGUCAAGCAUGUUCCAAUAACGUGCUGUAUUAUCUGCUGCUAUUUGCAGUUUGUCGUAGCCAGGCACUAGACUGAGCUCGAGUAAAAAAGCUGCACAAGCUGCUCUUUACUUAUCCUCUGUGAUGGAAACGAUCUCAAAUGGACUGAAAUUUGGAUGGCAAAAGGAGGAGUCUAACUCUUGUCUGUGGCUUUGCUCUCUCCAUGCAAAACACAAGAGAUUCUUGUGAGAGGGCAGAGGAUGGAGGCAGGUGUAAAGAAUAGCACAUGGACAAUGAAAAUAUUAUGUGUGAGGUUGUUUGGAAUCAUUCUGUUGCUUGCAACUGAUCUGAGCUGGCUGAGCUUGAAAGAGCAGGCUGUGGCCAGUGCCCAGAAUAAUGAGAGAAGGGUGCUGGCGCAUAUCCCAGGGGACAUUAUCAUUGGAGCUCUGUUCUCUGUCCACCACCAACCACCUGCAGACAAGGUGCAUGAGCGAAAGUGCGGCGCAGUGCGUGAGCAGUAUGGGAUCCAGAGAGUGGAGGCCAUGAUGCACACUCUGGACAGGAUUAAUGCAGACCCCAAUAUCCUUCCCAAUAUUUCUUUGGGCUGUGAGAUAAGGGACUCGUGCUGGCACUCAGCGGUGGCUCUAGAGCAGAGCAUUGAGUUUAUCCGGGACACAUUAGUGUCCAGUGAUGAGGAGGAGAGCCAGGCCAGAUGCACAGCAGAAGCAGGGACCAUACUCCUGCAGGGAAAGAAGCCCAUUGUGGGACUCAUCGGACCAGGAUCCAGCUCUGUGGCUAUCCAGGUGCAGAAUCUCCUGCAGCUCUUCAAUAUCCCACAGAUUGCAUACUCGGCCACCAGCAUGGAUCUCAGUGACAAGAGUCUAUAUAAAUACUUUAUGAGAGUGGUGCCAUCAGAUAUGCAACAAGCCAGAGCCAUGGUGGACAUUGUCAAGAGGUAUAACUGGAGCUAUGUGUCUGCAAUACACACAGAGGGUAACUAUGGUGAGAGCGGUAUGGAGGCAUUCAAAGACAUGGCAGCAAAAGAGGGAAUCUGCAUUGCCCACUCCGACAAAAUAUACAGUAAUGCAGGGGAACAGAACUUUGACAAACUACUGCAAAAACUCAUGGCUCAUCUACCCAAAGCCAGAGUGGUAGCCUGCUUCUGCGAGGGCAUGACAGUCCGAGGCAUUCUGAUGGCCAUGAGACGAAAGCGCCUGGUGGGGGAGCUGCUGCUGGUGGGAAGUGAUGGCUGGGCAGACAGGUAUGAUGUCACUGAUGGCUAUCAAAUGGAGGCUGCCGGUGGGAUCACCAUCAAGCUAAAGUCAGCACACGUGAACUGGUUUGAUGAUUAUUACCUGAACUUGAAGCCUGAUUCCAACCUGAGGAAUCCCUGGUUUCCUGAAUUCUGGCAGCACCGUUUCCAGUGUCGACUGAGAGGGCAUCCACAGGAGAGCCCAAAGUACAACCGGACUUGCAGCUGGAGAGAAUCUCUACGACACCAGUAUGCCCAAGAUACAAAAAUGGGUUUUGUCAUAAAUGCCAUUUACUCAAUGGCUUAUGGUCUGCAUGCCAUGCAGCAAACUCUCUGUCCAGGAUAUAAAGGUUUGUGUGAAAACAUGCGGCCGAUAGAUGGCCGCAAGCUGCUGGAUUACCUAAUGAGAACCAACUUUACUGGUGUAUCUGGAGAGAUCAUCCACUUUGACCAGAAUGGAGACUCCCCUGGCAGGUAUGAAAUCAUGAACUUCAAGCAGCUUGGAGUGGGUCAGUACGCUUACAUCCAUGUGGGAAGUUGGGAUCAGGGUGGUCUGAAGAUGAAUGAUGAGGAAAUAUGGAGCAACAGCAGUGAAAUCAUCCAAUCAGUCUGCUCUGAGCCCUGCCAAAAGGCUCAGAUCAAGGUGAUCCGUAAAGGAGAAGUCAGCUGCUGUUGGACUUGUACUCCCUGCAAGGAGAACGAAUUCGUCUUUGAUGAGUACACUUGUCGAGCCUGUAUCCUGGGCUCCUGGCCUACCUACGACCUUACUGGUUGUGCACCAAUUCCGGUCCAGUAUGUGCGAUGGGGGGAUCCAGAGCCAAUCGCAGCUGUAGUCUUUGCCUGUCUGGGACUCAUGGCUACACUUUUUGUUACUUCUGUCUUCAUCAAAUUUUGGGACACUCCUGUGGUGAAGUCAUCUAGUCGGGAGCUUUGCUACAUCAUUCUUGCUGGAAUAUGUCUGGGUUACCUGUGCACCUUCAGCCUAAUUGCCAAGCCACACAUUGUCUACUGCUACCUACAGCGGCUGGGGAUUGGCCUGUCCCCUGCCAUGAGCUACUCAGCCUUAGUUACCAAGACCAACCGCAUAGCACGCAUCUUGGCAGGGAGCAAGAAGAAGAUCUGCACAAAGAAACCGCGUUUUAUGUCCGCCUGCGCACAAUUGGUCAUCGCCUUCCUACUCAUACUGCUGCAACUGGGAAUUAUUGUGGCACUUCUUAUCAUAGAGCCACCAGAGGUUAUCUAUGAUUACCCCAGUAUCCGUGAGGUACAUUUGAUCUGCAAUUUGACCACUUUGGGAGUGGUGGCACCACUGGGCUACAAUGGCCUGCUUAUACUCAGCUGCACCUUUUAUGCCUUCAAGACUCGCAACGUGCCAGCUAAUUUCAAUGAGGCCAAGUACAUUGCCUUUACCAUGUACACCACCUGUAUUAUCUGGCUGGCCUUUGUGCCCAUUUACUUCGGCUCUAAUUACAAGAUCAUAACUAUGUGCUUUAGCGUGAGUCUCAGUGCCACAGUGGCUCUCUGCUGCACGUUUGUCCCUAAAGUGUACAUCAUGCUUGCCAAGCCUGAGAAGAAUGUACGCAGCGCAUUCACCACUUCCACUGUUGUGCGCAUGCAUGUGGGCGAUGCCAAGAAAGCUGCCAAGACUGGCAAGUCAUCCAGCAGCAUGGCCAACCUGUUUCGACGUGGUGGAUCAGCACAGGACAACAUAAGUUCCAAUGGAAAAUCUUGGGGGAAGACUGAACGGAGCUCCAGACCAAACUUGUGGAAGAGGAUGUCGUUCCAUGUUAAGAAAAAAGACCCAGUCGAGGUGAAUCAAACUGCCAUCAUCAAGCCAUUUUCUAAAGGAGACACAACUGGGGAAAACAGUGUCACAGAGCAGUACGAAGGCCCACAGCUGUCUCAAUCUUUUACCUGCUUGCCCUCUCAGUCACCUCUGCCCACUAUUAGUCCACAUGCAGCUAAAACAAGAGGUCACCAUUCAGACGAGAAAGGUGAGGAGGUACAGGUUUUACCACCCUAUGCACCUGAGUUCUCUUCUGGGGUCAGGCGGAGAGGUGGGGACAACGGCCAGAUUGCUACGAUUGUAGACGGUGGGGACAUCAGCAUCAUUAGCGUGGGUGAAAUUGGCCAAACUCAGGGUACCACCAUCAUGGACCAGAUCAGCUGUGUUGUCAAUCGUUUCACCGCCAACAUCAGUGAGCUGAACACCAUGAUGCUGCCAGGAGGACCCGUCCUCCCGCCUUCCACCACAGCUCCGCCCGUUGCCUCAGACAACUCCCCGUGUCCAUCCCAGUACUUCAAUAGACAGACACCUUCUACCGUCACCACAUACGCCGAAGUGACUGCCGUCUCCAACUGCUGCGACAAUCGACCUAAGAUUUAUGAGCAACUGGCUGGGACUUGCACGGGCGGGAGACGGGCAAAGAAUCCGGAGGAGCUGAUGGCUCUGACACCUCCGUCCCCAUUCAGGGAUUUCUCCCUGAGCUCUGACGAGAGCUCGCCUCCCUCACUGUCCCCGGCUUCUGAGGCCGAAUGUGACCAGCUGCUGCUGAGACACUACCAGAGCUCCUCCUCUCUUUAGGCCUCCUCUCUCCUCUCUGUGUUUAUCUUUUAUUCGGAGUAUUUUUAACUCCGUAAAGACAGCCAUUUUUGCCAGGACCAAACUUUCAAUGCCUUUCUACAUGUGGAUAUUGUAGAUAAUCAGUUGGUUUUUGUAAAGUUUUCAGAUGGGAUUGAAUACACUUCAAAUGUCAGUUGGGGCUAGGAUGGAAAAAAAGAAUACUGCUUAGACUUACAUAGCAAAAAUAUUUUUAAGCAGUUCCGGUCAAACAUUUCUAAUCACUAGUAAUCUACACAAACAUCACUUAUUUGGGAAUUUGAAUCAUUAAUUUGAACUAUUUCUUUACAGUAGCUAGCAUAUUGUUUUAAUAAAAUAACAUGCAAUUUUGUAAAACUAGAAAUGGGUGGCCAAGUUUCAUUUUGUUAUUAUUUUGUUGUUUUUUUUGUUUUGUUUUUUCAUUUACACUGGAUCAAAAUUAUAUGCAGGAUAUUUACAUUAGAUUAUGCUUACAUCCCCCAAAUGAUAGCAAUAAUGCAUCAAGAUGCCACUGUGGACUGUGACACUUAUGUUCCAGCAUCUUGCAAUUGUUGAAUCAAGAUCCAGAAGGUUCUGUUGUUCCAAGAGAUUCUGACCAGUUUUCUUUCAUUUGAAAAUGGCUGUUUGGGUCAGAUGGCUCUAACUUUGGAAAAAUUUGUGUUCUCACAGGAAAAUCAUCAUAAGCAGAUGUCACAACUGGUUUUGUAACAUAACGAAGAGUAAUAGUAAGCUUCUCAAGCAGCUUCAAUGACAUUUUUGAUCAUUUAUAAAACAUGAUUCAGAGCCAAAUUUACAAGAGGAAGCCAACCAAUUUAACAAAUUAUAUUAAUUUUAAUAAAGUAAAUGGUCAAAUUUGUUAUUUGGAUAUCCAUCUCUUUAUUGAUGGCUAUAAAAUGUGUUUCUUCUUUGCAAGUUGUUGAGGAACAUUUUUCCAAAUUCAAAUAGGCAUGUAUGCACUGUGAAGAUGCAUAUAUACUUUUUACAGUGCAGACUACACUACACAACUCCACAGGAAUUUAAAAUUUCUGCACCUAAAGGUUGUUUUUAAAGAAUAGUUACCGUUAUAUGUUGCAUAACUAUUCCAAAAGAAGGAUGGAAAUACAUGAAUAAAAGCCAAAAAUGUAUGUAACAUUUAUGAUGUUGAUGAAUACAUCUAAACUUUUGACAGAAACCACACCAUCACAAAAUUUUAAAUAUUAAAUAAUACAAAAUUUAUUAAAUAAACUAACAAAAAACUUUAACUGAACUACAGUUUUUUUCUAAUUAUGUUUCCAACUCCAAAGAAAACAUGGAUGUUAAGCUGAAGACUAUUUUAUUUAUAAGCCUUUAAAUCACAUCUUUCUUUAUUCAAAUAUUCUUUUUAAGUGUUUCAUGAAAUUAAUUCAAAAUUACACAUGGAUCUCAAUCUCAAAAAAUCAGUGUGCAUAUUAAAUUGCUGUAUUUCAGUUGUAUAUUUUUAGCUAUUUAUGAUAACUGAAAGAAUGAUUUGUUUUUUUAGCUUGUUGAUAAGUUUCUGCAUAAUGGUGAUUUUUAUUACUGACAAUCCUAAGAAAAAAAUAAGUUUAAGAUUAUAAAUGACUUUUUUUUACUCACUCACUAACUCAUUGGCAAAAAAAACAUUGUGACCUUUAAAAAAAAAGGUUUUGUUGGCUCUAGUGGCCUUUAUUUGAAGGUAGUUUUACAGGAAAGAGGAUAAUGAGAGAGGGGAAGACAUGUGGCAAAUAACGCCAGGCCGGGAGUCAAACAUGCGACCAUUGGCAUGAGGACUAAGGCCUCAAUAUGUGGAUUGUGUUUUGCCCUUGUGCCACCACAGCACCUCAAACAUUGAAAAUCCUAAAGAAAAAACAGACAAAAACUGCAAAUAUUGCAUUUUGUUGUGCAUUCUCCUCCUCCAUUCAGCAAAUCCUCCUCUUCUGAGUGGAAAGAAGCUAUUUGCUUCUCCAGGGAAUACAAGCUACUGUCUCAGUGAACACAAUCAACAGGAAUGUAACCCACAAAGAGCUUAAAGACACGUUGGAUGUUUCUUCUAUCGUUCUAUCUCAAUAUGACUUAGCUGAAUGUAUAAUGAGGUAGGAUUUGUAAGAGGUCCAAAACUAUUUUUCAUCUCAGGAUGCAUCUGAAAUAAAUUGUUUCUGACUGCAACUCUUUCCUGCUGGAUUAGUGAAGUUGCUGGCGCAAAAUGUUUCCACUUUGCAUGAUCACUCUCUUUAAAUGAGUUUACUUUACAUAUCUUGGAAUUAGAAUUUUAUGGUUAUUAGAUACAGUAGCAAUGUCAUUAUUCAAGUAGUGAGCUUGAUUGUUUUACAGUUUAGUUUUAGCAAGAGACAAGCAAACAGUGUUGAAAAUGUGUUGGAUUUUUCUCUUCUUGCUGUGCCAAUCUCCUGCUGUGGUUUGAGUUUUGUUUCUUUAAAAUAGGUCACAAAAUGUACAUUUCUUUUGCCUGGUUCUUUCAGAUCACUCAGUACUGUGUUUUGUUAUGCUUUUUUCUACAUAUUUGAAGUUCUAGAUGAAUGUUUGUAUUCACAGACUCACAGCUUUUUAGCCUGUGAAACAAAACUGAUAUUUAUGUUGCAGCUAUCCUUUAUGUGUUUAUCUAUUUCUUUAUUUAAAGUUUGGCUUCAGUCCCUUACCUCUCUGUUAAUAUUUACACAGGCGAUGAUGUGUUUAUAUUCAGUAUUUUUAGUUUUAGUUUUUACUUAGUAAUAAUCUAAGUAUACUCCUGGAAAGUUACCAUAUUCGCAUGUACCUUUGUACAUUUUGCAGACUAAAAUGUGAGUUUGUGUUUGUAACUUAUUGAAGAUAGCCUGUAUUUUUCUUUUAUAAAUUACUGACAGACUUUUACUGCAUUAAAGGAAUUCAUCUAAAUUUA